Messenger RNA from Armigeres subalbatus, 1528 nucleotides. RefSeq names its product actin-related protein 2/3 complex subunit 1A-B (gene Arpc1). The coding region runs from base 262 to 1383 and encodes 373 amino acids. Gene Ontology annotation, molecular function: actin filament binding. Lineage: Eukaryota; Metazoa; Arthropoda; Insecta; Diptera; Culicidae. The transcript is spliced from 3 exons. Gene Ontology annotation, cellular component: actin cytoskeleton; Arp2/3 protein complex. The record is from RefSeq and is a predicted model, not a curated record. Gene Ontology annotation, biological process: Arp2/3 complex-mediated actin nucleation.
UCAAAUUUCGUUCAUAAAAAUUUCAUUGAUCGCUGCCACCAGUCCCGUUGUUCGGUCGAUUGUUUUUCAAUUCGUGUAUUUUUACACAAAUUACAGGUGCAAAAUUCGCGUAGACGGCCCAGAGUCCGCGAAUUUGUUAGCAUUUGCCAUCCAAGCCAGAAGCUUUGCGUGGGGUGUGACCACCGGAAUCGUACUUUGUCAUCUUUUUAUCAGCCAUCGAUUAGUCACCGUUUAGGGGUAGCUUGAAUUAGAUUGCCCAAAAUGACCGAGCGCCACACCUUCGGGGGUAAUCUUAACCCAAUCACCUGCCAUGCCUGGAACAAGGAUCGUAGCCAAAUUGCCAUCUCCCCGAACAAUAACGAGGUCCACAUCUAUAAACGAGAGGGAUCCGAAUGGAAGUUGCUGGACGUGCUGAACCAGCAUGAUUUGCGUGUGAUGGGGAUCGAUUGGGCUCCGAACACCAACCGGAUCGUGACUUGUGCUGUGGAUAGAAAUGCAUACGUUUGGAGCCAGGGAGAUGAUGGCAAGUGGAAACCGACCUUGGUUCUGCUCCGAAUCAACCGGGCUGCGACCUGUGUGCGUUGGUCUCCGCUGGAGAAUAAGUUCGCCGUGGGAUCUGGGGCCCGGUUGAUUUCGGUUUGCUACUUUGAAUCGGAGAACGAUUGGUGGGUUUCGAAGCAUAUUAAGAAACCGAUACGUUCGACGGUGACGUCGUUGGACUGGCAUCCGAAUAAUGUUCUGUUGGUGGCGGGUUCUACUGAUUAUAAGGUGCGGGUAUUUUCCGCCUAUAUUAAGGACAUUGAACAGCACCCGGAACCUACGGCUUGGGGCCCGAAGAAACCCCUGGGGCAGAUGUUGGCUGAGUUUAAGAAUUCAACUACUGGAGGAGGUUGGGUCCAUAGUGUGUGUUUCUCUGCCGAUGGUAAUCGGGUUUGCUGGGUGGGCCAUGACAGUGCGAUCAACAUUGCCGAAGCCAACAAUGGAAACGUGGCCAUCAAGCUCAAGACGGAGUAUCUUCCGUUCCUUUGUUGCGAGUGGAUUUCUCCGCAAUCGAUUUUGGUUAGUGGACACAGCUGCGUUCCUCUGAUCUAUACCUUCGAUGGUAGUCGGAUCGUGUUGGCAGCCAAGCUGGAUCAGUCAACAAAGAAGGAACAGAGUGGCAUCUCGGCAAUGCGGAUUUUCCAGUCGUUGGAUCGGAAUUCUCGUACGGAGAAUUCCGAUACCAAUCUGGAGUCGAUUCACCAGAAUGCAAUUACCUGUGUAUGCAUCUAUUCUGGCAAUAAGGGAAGUGCCAGCCGAAUCAGCACUUCUGGCUUGGAUGGCCAGCUGGUCAUUUGGGACAUCAAUACCCUCACCCGUUCAAUGCAGGGUCUCAGAAUUUGAACAUAUGAAACGUCAGUAUUCGUCGGCCAAAGAGGUACAGGAUAAAUUUUGACUGAUUUAUUCUAUGCGAAGCAUUUAGAAUGGCUGAACAACACUUUGCUGGUCAACAUUGAAUCCAUUAAUAAAUUCCAAUCUUUACACUCGA